AUGGGCAGUGAAGAAGAACAAGGUGAGGCGUACUACGACCCACUGCAAGUACACAAAAGGUUUCGACAAGUUCAGUUUUUGAAGCGAUGUAGGGAGAGUGGCAAUCCGGAGGUGUUGUAUCGUGAGGGCUUGGUCAAUUACUUUCGAGAAACAUCGACUUCGGAUAUGCAAGCUUUGGCUCUUGAAGGCAUUAGGACUGCAGCGCUGAAAGGUCAUCAAGAUGCCAAGUACGCAUCAUCCAUCAUAUUGAUGGCCAGUGUUGAUGAAGAUGAGAGGUCUGUGGGCUUUGAAUUUUUUCGUGCGGUGGAUAAUGAGUGCCUUUUGAGGCACUGCAGACGACGUGUAAGACUUUUCAUCAGGUCCUUAUGGGUGCGCAGGGAGAUGGUUUAUCCCGGAAUACCCAUUUGCAAUCCCCGCAUAUGUGAAACGCGAUUCUCUGAGGAUGACCCUUCCUCAUCAGAGAACCAUGAGAUUAAUAACAUGCUUGGGAAUAAGAUCUGUCAAUGUUGCAAGGCAGAUUUUGAGAUCUACUUAUUUUGCAUAAUGACUAUACUCUAA
This is a messenger RNA of Gastrolobium bilobum, 558 nucleotides long. RefSeq lists its product as uncharacterized. The record is from RefSeq and is a predicted model, not a curated record. The transcript has a single exon. The coding region runs from base 1 to 558 and encodes 185 amino acids. Lineage: Eukaryota; Viridiplantae; Streptophyta; Magnoliopsida; Fabales; Fabaceae.